Messenger RNA from Mytilinidion resinicola, 658 nucleotides. Its product is annotated as cytosolic large ribosomal subunit protein L30. Lineage: Eukaryota; Fungi; Ascomycota; Dothideomycetes; Mytilinidiales; Mytilinidiaceae. Bases 1 to 330 code for a protein of 109 amino acids. The transcript has 7 exons. Gene Ontology annotation, cellular component: cytosolic large ribosomal subunit. The record is from RefSeq and is a predicted model, not a curated record. Gene Ontology annotation, molecular function: RNA binding; structural constituent of ribosome.
AUGGCCCCAAAAAAGAACAAGAAGACCGCCGACUCGAUCAACUCGCGCCUUGCGCUUGUGAUGAAGUCUGGAAAGGUUACUUUGGGCUACAAGUCAACCCUCAAGUCGCUUCGAUCUGGAAAGGCCAAGCUUGUCAUCAUCGCGGGCAACAGCCCCCCACUGAGGAAGAGCGAGCUUGAAUACUAUAGCAUGCUCUCGAAGACCUCUGUGCAUCACUUCUCCGGCAACAACAUCGAAUUGGGCACUGCCUGCGGUAAACUCUUCCGCUGCUCGACCAUGGCUAUCUUGGAUGCUGGUGACUCCGACAUCCUGAGCACGAGCACCGCAUAAAUGUGAGAUGGACGAUGAUUGGGACUGGUUCUAGGUAUUUUCGUGGCUCGGCUGAAACGACCAGCGGCGUUCGAGGCGCCAGCUUGCGUGCGGACAGAGGAAAUAUCCUGCUCUGCGUCAGCGAAUUAGCUUGCAUGAAUCAAAAAGAUCAGUAGUGCUCGGCACACAACUCAUACUUUCUUCGUGCUGCUUAUCAUAAUGUGGUUCUAGAGAAUCGCAGUGAAGGAUAUAUCUAGCACCACAGUAACCACACUCGAGAUUUAGGGUAUCUAAUUCCAAGCCCGCUUAUCAAUCCGGGUUGUUCGCGAACAGGAACACAGAUAGCAGC